AUGAGAGGGCAAAGUACAGAGGAAUUCAAAGAUCCCUAUGGCUGUGCUGAUGGGCCGGAGCCCAAACCAAGGCUGGGCUCCAGGGUUGUGACACUCUGGAGCCAGCGACCAAUCCCCCGACUGCUGAUCGAGGGUGGCGAGGGCCUGAAUGUCUGCGGCCCACGUCCAAGAGGGCCAGACCCUGCACUCCGGGACAUGGCGCUCCAGCGUGCCGUCCUCCUGGCUGGCCUCCUGGUGGAAGUUGCUAGCAGAUCCUCGGGAACUGCGGGUCAGCAGCCUGAGUGCUGUGUGGAUGCGGGGGACAUCAACGCCACCUGCCCAGGCACUAGCCUGUGUGGCCCAGGCUGCUAUGGGCGCCCAGCCGAGGAUGGGAGCGUCAGCUGCAUCCAGUGCAGGAACGGAACCCACAACAGCUCCGAGUGCAGAGGCCUCGCCGGCCGAGGUGCACAGUUCCCUGUGAACAAGAGCACAGGGAUGCCUGGGCGGCAGAGUGUCGGGGGCCCUCAGGUGGCCGCCUCCCUCUUCCUGGGGACGUUUCUCAUCAGCUCGGGCCUCAUCCUCUCCGUGGCUGCAUUCUUCUACCUCAAGCGAGCCAGCAAGCUGCCCAAGGUCUUCUAUGGAAGAAACAGAGCUCCCGCCCUGCAGCCUGGUGAAGCCGCCGUGAUGAUCCCCCCACCUCAGCCCUCAGUGCGGAAGCCGCGCUACGUCCGGCGUGAGCGGCCCUUGGACAGGGAUGUGGGCCCCACCACUGUCUCCUCUGUGGAGGCCCGGGUGAGCAACGUCUGA
Rangifer tarandus platyrhynchus (Svalbard reindeer) is the source of this 786-nucleotide messenger RNA. Lineage: Eukaryota; Metazoa; Chordata; Mammalia; Artiodactyla; Cervidae. The record is from the annotation of a GenBank genome assembly.